AUGUCUACCGCCAUCAAUGCCGUCCCCUUCGCUGAGCCGGCCUACCUCAGGGGCCUCCCGUCGCCGUACUUCCGCCAGACGCACCUGGACUUCCAAAAGCGAUGUCGCGCCUUCAUGAACGAGCACUUCAUCCCGUACGCCCUCGAGUGGGAAACCCAAGGCACCGUGCCCGAGCACGUGUGGCACACGUUCAACAAGCACAACAUGCUGAUUCCGAACUUGAAGUCCCCCUUGCCGGUGGACUGGCUGAAGAGGCUGGGCAUCAACGACAUCCUUGGCGUCCCCGUCGAGCAGUGGGACUAUCUACACACGGCCAUCUGGGUGGACGAACGGGCGAGGACAGGCAUAUCCGGCCCCGGCUCCAGCCUCUCGCCCGGCUUCGCGUACGGCAUUCCCCCGAUCCUCAGCUUCGGGUCCCCGGCCCUACAGGAGAAAUUCCUCCCGGCAAUGCUCACGGGCCAAGUGCGCGCCUGCAUCGCCAUCACCGAACCGCACGCCGGGUCCGACGUGGCGAACAUCCAAACCAAAGCCACCAAGACCGCAGACAAGCGCCACUACCUCGUCAACGGCACCAAGAAAUGGAUCACCAACGGCAUCUGGUCCGACUACGCGACCAUGGCGGUGCGGACCGGCGGGCCGGGCCCCAGUGGCAUCAGUCUCCUCGUGGUCCCGCUCAAGAACCACCCGGGAGUGACGAUGCGGCGGCUGCAAGUCAGCGGCCAGCAGGCCGGCGGGACGACGUACAUCGAGCUGGACGACGCGCGCGUGCCCGUGGAGAACCUGGUCGGCCAGGAGGGCCAGGGCAUGAAGUACAUCAUGACCAACUUCAACCACGAGCGCCUGCUCAUCGCCAUGGGCGUGACGCGCCAGGCCCGCGUCGCCCUGUCCACGGCCGUCGAGUACGCCAUGAAGCGCGAGGCCUUCGGCAAGACGCUGAUGGACCAGCCCGUCGUGCGCCACCGCCUGGCCAAGUGCGGCGCCGACCUCGAGAGCCUGCAGGCCUGGGUGUACGAGUUCGUGUACCAGCUCAACAACAUGACAAAAGCCGAGGCCGACGAGAGCCUGGGCGGGCCCACGGCCGCGCUCAAGGCCAAAGCCGGCAUGGUCUUCCGGGACUGCGCCGAGACGGCCGUCUUGGUCUUCGGAGGCAACGGAUACACGCGCACCGGCCAGGGCGAGCUGGUGGAGAAGAUCUACCGCGACGUCAUGGGUGCCAGGAUCCCCGGUGGCAGCGAGGAUGUCAUGUUAGAUCUGUCGAUUCGCCAGUUGGUCAAGGGCUUCAAGAAGCAGGCGAGCAGGCUGUGA
Molecule: messenger RNA, 1305 nt
Organism: Cladophialophora carrionii CBS 160.54
Lineage: Eukaryota; Fungi; Ascomycota; Eurotiomycetes; Chaetothyriales; Herpotrichiellaceae
Exons: 2
Coding region: 1-1305 (434 amino acids)
Molecular function (GO): oxidoreductase activity, acting on the CH-CH group of donors; flavin adenine dinucleotide binding
Source: RefSeq, a predicted model, not a curated record